Molecule: messenger RNA, 485 nt
Organism: Acanthoscelides obtectus
Lineage: Eukaryota; Metazoa; Arthropoda; Insecta; Coleoptera; Chrysomelidae
Source: the annotation of a GenBank genome assembly
CGAAGCUGAUCAAGAAUCUUCAUCAUCCCCAACCAUCCGCUGUCCUCCUCUUGCUUCUCUUCCUGUGGUGGAUAAUGGGACUGGAGAUACUGAGGUUUUAUGCGACCCAAGAGAUGAUAGCCAAAAUUGAAGAUUAUUUCGAAGUCACGCGCGACGAAAACCUCCGAAAUAUUUCUGAGAGGCUGGAAGGUUCAAGGGCAACUCAACAUCACCGAGCGCAGAUUCAGCGACUUCAAUCUCUACUGCGAUGUCGAUUUCAAUGUAGAGAGGAUAUACAGGGUGUUCCAUAAUUAUUGCGACAAAAUGAUAGGGGUUGUAGAGGGCAUCAAAAUGAACAAUUUUGCCUUAUAAACCCCUGUUCGGAAAUAUGCCGUUUGGGCUACAGCAAAAAAAAAGAUCAGUUUCUUGAAACAGCUUACCUACAGUAAUUGCUCAAAGUGUCCUCCACCUUGCUCAAUACACAGCUGUGCACGAUUGUUCAAUGA